AUGCCUCAUUUCAAGGAAGACUAUCUCCCGGUUCGGCAUGACUCUGACUCAAUAGGAGAGGUUCCUUCUUGCGACACGGAAGCCUUGCUUUUGCAAUCGAAAGAGCGAUACAGAAGAUGGAAGUAUACUCUUCAAAUCCUCACUGGCAUUUGCGUGGCCUUGUACAUAAUAUUGCUAUUCGGAAUAUUCUUUCUUUUCAAAAACCCACAGGUGGUCAUUACCGAUCAACGAUGUGCUCGCCAACUCUCGAUCACAGGACCGGGUCUCGAUUCAGUUGAGUAUGAAACGAUCAUGUUCAAAGGUGCUCAGGAGGGCGACAAUCCAUACAAGGGCCACCCAGGUCCUGAUCUGGAUGCUGCCUGGAGCCAACUGACAGAAGUUCGACAUGUUUCCGUCAGCCCGGAGAUCAUGGUAUCGAUUAACAAAUCCAACAACAACGCGGUGCAGCUGGCGGACGGAACAUAUUUCGGUGCAACGGAGGUAUUCCAUCAACUACAUUGUUUGAAUCUGAUCCGCCAGCAUUCGUAUAAAGAAUAUUACGACGUCGAUGGAAGAAGACCACCAGGUCUUACAGACAGCUCAGCUACUCUCCGCAAGCACCUAGAUCACUGUAUCGAUAUCCUGAGACAAAACAUCAUGUGCAACGGGGAUACCAGCGUGAUAACGCACAACUGGGUCCAGGGAUACGAAUUCCCAUAUCCGAAUUUCAACACGAAGCACAAAUGUCGAAGAUUCGAGAAGAUUGUUGAAUGGGAAAAGGACCAUCAGGUAUGCUAG
Aspergillus steynii IBT 23096 is the source of this 777-nucleotide messenger RNA. RefSeq names its product oxidase ustYa family protein. Bases 1 to 777 code for a protein of 258 amino acids. NCBI's taxonomy places the organism in Eukaryota, Fungi, Ascomycota, Eurotiomycetes, Eurotiales, Aspergillaceae. The transcript has 5 exons. Gene Ontology annotation, biological process: mycotoxin biosynthetic process. The record is from RefSeq and is a predicted model, not a curated record.